GACCAUACCCAUUACCAUAAAUAAUUCCAUUCAUCCAUUUAAUCGACCAAGGGCUGAUAAUAAAAAACAUUCGAUAAUAUUUUAUUUUCGUAAAAAUAAAUGUCUAGUUUGUGGAUAUAUGUUUCGAACAGACCCCAAGGUAUCGACCAUGAAAAAACAUUUCGCCACAAAACAUAACGAUGAUUGGAAAGAAUAUGUUAAGAAUGGAAAAUUUAAUGAAAAGUUACUUCUCGCAAAGGAAAUUGUCAAAAAAAGCGUAAAGAAACCCGAUACAAGUGAUCUGAUUCAAAAACUUCAAAACACCAAAUCUGUAGAGAAAAAAAAUAUUGUUAGGAGAAACAAAAAUGUUAAGAAACCUUAUAUUAUUAUUAAGAAAAGUGAUCCUCUUGUGACAGGUUUAAACCGUGAAAUUAUGAAUAA
Racocetra persica is the source of this 420-nucleotide messenger RNA. Lineage: Eukaryota; Fungi; Glomeromycota; Glomeromycetes; Diversisporales; Gigasporaceae. The record is from the annotation of a GenBank genome assembly.